CUCUUUUUAUUCUUUUUUUUUUAUAUAUACAUAUUAUUUUCUUUCUUCAUUUAUUGAUUACUGUAUUGGAUGGAUGAUUCAUCAUUACCUGUAAAACGAAUACUUCGACCUUAUUUUCCUCCUGGCCAUGGGUCAUCCGAACCUCCUACUGAAAAAGUCAAAAUCAAGAAACAAAAACUAUUGUCUAGCUAUGGUUCCAUACAAGCACCUACUCCGAUACAACCUACACAACAACAAUUGUCUACAUUAUUAUCCACAUCAACAACAAAGGAAACUCCAAAUAAAUUCUUUGAUAUUUUCCAACCAGCAAAAGCUAAAUCAACAGCAAGCAAAACUACAGUAGAUCAAGAAGAAAAAGUCAAACCAGCAUCAGCACCACCCAAAUCAAUAGACAAUGAUGCAACUUCAUCUCCUUUUGCCAUUAUCCGGUCCAUGAAUAAGAUAAGAGUAUCCGAUCCUGCCAGUAUACCACCACCACGGAAAGCAUCAAUAUGGACACAACCUUCACGAUCGGCUCCACAACUUUUGCCACCCAUCAAGGCAACACCAAGCGAUGACGAGGAGGAAAAAGAUGACUAUACUUAUUUCCACCAACCUAUCAUGACAACACGAAAACAUCAGCUUAUGGUUCCAUGGCCUGACAAGACGGUGUUCAAGGGUGGACAUAUCAAACAAGCGACAACGCAUGAUGCUUAUCCACCAUCGUCAUUCAAUGUUAAAGUCAACAAACGAUCUUGUCCAUUACAACAUAUUGUACAAACUCAAGGUGAGACAUAUCUUUUAUCACUGAGGCAAAAACGAUUAGAACGACAACAACACGAAUCUAUGUUCUCCGACUUGCAUAUCUCUCAACUACAAGAAGAAGAAGAAGAAUAUCCAUGUGAUAUUGAAUCAAUGAUGGACACUUUAUACCCUCUUGAUCAAGGUGGAUGGCGAUAUCCUGCAUGUGAAGGAUUAUUGAAUCGAAAAGAGUUGGACACAUCUCUUCCUUGGUGUGAAAAAUAUCGACCUUGUCAAGUGGAACAUCUUUUAGACAAUCAAAGUCAUCAUCGCUAUUUACGAGAUUGGUUGGAACGACAAAAAGUGCCUUCAACAAAAACAGACGUUUCUUUUUUUGCUCCUCGAAAGAAAAAGGUGACACAACGUGAUAUGGAACAACAUUAUACGGAUACAAAUGAUGAAGAUGAUGAAGAUGAUGACUUUGUACCGACAAAAACAACAAAGAAGAAAAAGAAGAGGAAAUCAAAGAAAGAUUUGAAUAUGAUAUUAUUGGUUGGACCUCAUGGUGUGGGCAAAACAGCAGGUGUAUAUACAGCAGCUCAAGAAACUGGUUAUCAAGUAUUUGAAAUCUAUCCUGGUAUCAAGCGAUCUUAUAAAGAUGUGAUGCGUUUGGUUGGAGAUAUGACGAAAAAUCAUCUAGUCCGAUUCCACAGUCAUAAGGCGUUUCCACCAAAAAAGGACGAUGACGACAGUAAUAACAAUGAUAAUAAUGACGAGGAGGAGGAGGAGGACGAUGCGGAUAUGGAAAGAACUAGUUCGAAAACACCAAUAACAACAAGCAGACCUAAUCAAUUAUUGACGCAUUUCUUUACAUCCAAAAAGACCACAUCUUCACCAUUAUCUGAUACAACAGCAUCAUCAUCAACAACAACAUCACCAUCUACUACGAAUGAUUUAGUUGAAAUGGAUACAACUCAUGAUGAACAAAUGUCUUCUGAACCAAAACAAAGUUUGAUCUUGUUAGAAGAGGUGGAUUUGGUAUAUCAAAGUGAUAAAGGGUUCUGGACCGCAGUGGCAGAAUUGGCUCGAACAAGUAAACGACCUAUUAUUAUGACUUGCAAUGAUACAUUGGCUAUCCCAUUUGAUAUGUUACAACUUCAAGCUAUUGUGUAUUACGAAUCACCACUUGUUCAAAUGCUUUUACCAUUCUUACAUUUGAUAUGUUUAUUAGAAAGAUAUACGAUCUCAGUAGCGGAUUUGAUGGAUUAUAUUCGUAGCAUUGGACCUGAUAUACGCCAAUUAUUGACGACAUUAGAAUAUGCACAUUAUUAUCAUAUCAAUCGCUACAACGAUGACAAAAAAGAUAAACGGUUACACAAUCCUAUUGUUGAAGCUCAUGUGAAUUUAUUGAUGGAUCAAUUACAGCAAGAUGAGGAUAUUUUUAUGCUUCGAUAUAUAUCAGAUCAUAUUCCCGGAGCUCAGGUUACACCAUUAUGCAAUCAAUGGCUCCAAAGAAAUCGAAACAAAACGAUGAUUAUUUCCGAUGAUGAUGAUCCAUUGAAACUUCUUGAAACUUGGAUGAAUAAUCGAUCACUAAUUGAUUAUGGUAUUGGAAUGACGGAACAAAGACAAGAUCAGGUGUAUGGUAUUGACGAAUAUGAUAUGAAUGAUGAUCAACAAUGUGGAUAUUUACAUUUUCAAAAAAAGCCUGACGCAUGGGAUCAUUGGGAAAUGGAAGCCAAUUUGGAAAUGACUUUAUUAGAAUGGAAUCAACUUGAACAAGGCACUGGUUUAUUAGAUAUCAUGGGUUGGGAAAUCAUCUGUCAGCAAAGAAACAAACAAAAACAACAAGAUUUGGAGUAUGUAUCAUCUAUACUAAACUGUCGGUGGGUAACCAUAUUGGAUAUUCUUUUUGCAAAAACCAUUGAAACCAAUAGAAGACAUCAUGGUAGAUUGAAAAGAAGAAGGUUAAUUAGAUCUAGAAAUUAAAAUAUAUUUUGUAUAAUAAUAAAGCAUGAUCGUUUAGUUAUUUUGAACCAAAAGUAGGUAUAUACUCCGUUCUUCCCUCUUUUUUUCAUAUUGUUGUUAUUUUAUG
This is a messenger RNA of Halteromyces radiatus, 2815 nucleotides long. RefSeq lists its product as uncharacterized. Lineage: Eukaryota; Fungi; Mucoromycota; Mucoromycetes; Mucorales; Cunninghamellaceae. Bases 70 to 2709 code for a protein of 879 amino acids. The transcript has 4 exons. Gene Ontology annotation, cellular component: nucleus. The record is from RefSeq and is a predicted model, not a curated record. Gene Ontology annotation, molecular function: DNA binding.